Zootoca vivipara (common lizard) is the source of this 831-nucleotide messenger RNA. RefSeq names its product signal peptidase complex subunit 1 (gene SPCS1). Gene Ontology annotation, cellular component: signal peptidase complex; membrane. The record is from RefSeq and is a predicted model, not a curated record. Gene Ontology annotation, biological process: protein targeting to ER. NCBI's taxonomy places the organism in Eukaryota, Metazoa, Chordata, Lepidosauria, Squamata, Lacertidae.
GGAGCGCUCCGUAGGCCGCGGAGAAGCCUGCAGCUGUCAUAAAGAGGGUUAUCGCCGGACCAAGAGGCGGGUGGUUAGGGGAGCGGGGCGCAUUUAUGUUGCGGUGGUUGUUUUUUUAAGCGCGUUUCAGGGAUCGGUCAAUUGCCCGCCCCGGAAGUCUGAGCAGGAUGAGGCGGGGCAAGAAAGCAGCAAUUCCGGUGAGUUCUGUGGCGCCCGCCUUACGGCGCAGAGCUUCUUCGACUGAGGAUCCGGAAGCGCCUUUAGACGCCGCCGCCUCCUGCUCGCUGGGCUCUUCCGCUUCGCAGGGCGACCCUCUUCUGCUGCCCGAGAGCAAGGGGACACCCGGCUGGGAUAAGAAACCCCUCCUCGCCUCCUCGCCUGUGCAGCCCGAAACCAGCAAGCCUCUUUUGCCCCGGGAGAGAGUCUACGACGGCUGCGGAGCGCAAGACGUGGCCUUGCAGGCAGACAUCAUGCUCGGCGUAUUCCGAUCCAUCCCGACACAGAUGGACUAUAAAGGCCAAAAACUAGCAGAGCAGAUUUUUCAGGGGAUCAUUCUUUUCUCUGCUGUAAUUGGCUUUAUCUAUGGGUACAUCACUGAACAGUUUGGCUGGACAGUUUACAUUGUAAUGGCUGGAUUUGCUUUAUCAUGCUUGCUCACACUUCCUCCAUGGCCCAUUUACCGUCGCAAUCCUCUGAAGUGGCUACCUGUCCAGGAAUCGGCAAUAGAUGAUAAGAAACCAGCAGACAGAAAAGUAAAAAGGCACACUAAAAACUGAAAAAAUACAUAUCUUGUAUCAUUUUCUGUCAUUAAAUUUGAUUUAAAAUCUCUUA